This is a messenger RNA of Cuculus canorus (common cuckoo), 4019 nucleotides long. It is a transcript of the gene ANGPT1, whose product is annotated as angiopoietin 1. Lineage: Eukaryota; Metazoa; Chordata; Aves; Cuculiformes; Cuculidae. Gene Ontology annotation, molecular function: receptor tyrosine kinase binding. The record is from RefSeq and is a predicted model, not a curated record. Gene Ontology annotation, biological process: angiogenesis; Tie signaling pathway. The transcript is spliced from 9 exons. Bases 400 to 1896 code for a protein of 498 amino acids.
AGUCAUCUUGUGAAAGGCUGCUUGCUUCCAGCUUGGCUUGAAAGUGCAACCUUAAUAAAACUCACUGAAGUCUGAGAGAAAAUAGCAGUUCUGCAGCAGAUAGUGUAGGGGAAAGAGACCAGGAUAUGCAUAUGCAGCUGACUAAAGCAGGCUACAUGCUGGACUGUAACAGAGAGGAAACAAUAAAUCUUAACUACUAUGCAAUAAAUAUUCCCAAUUUUAACUAAGGAAGCUAUCCUCACAGUGAAAUUAAAAAAAUAACAAUUUAUCAAAGCUUAUUUACUAAAGUGCGCUUCUCCAAUCCUUUUUCCAAAGACUUUAUAAGGGAAAUUAAGAACAAAUUUAAAGAAAGAGGAAGAAAAAGAUUUUCUUAAAUUAGGGAAGGAAAGUAAUAAUAACAUGUCAGUUUUCCUUUCCUUUGCUUUCCUGGCAGCAAUUCUUGCUCAUAUAGGCUGUAAUAACCAGCGUCGGGGUCCGGAAGCCAGUGGGAGAAGAUUUAACCGGAUUCAGCAUGGGCAGUGCACCUAUACUUUCAUUCUGCCAGAACAGGACGGGAACUGUCGUGAAAGCACGACAGACCAGUACAACACAAAUGCUCUUCAGAGAGAUGCUCCUCACGUGGAACAGGAUUUCUCUUCCCAGAAACUGCAACAUCUGGAACAUGUGAUGGAAAAUUACACUCAGUGGCUGCAAAAACUUGAGAACUACAUUGUGGAAAACAUGAAAUCAGAGAUGGUGCAGCUACAGCAGAAUGCUGUGCAGAAUCACACCGCCACCAUGCUCGAGAUAGGGACCAGCCUCCUCAGUCAGACAGCAGAGCAGACAAGAAAACUCACCGAUGUUGAAACCCAGGUGCUAAAUCAAACAUCCAGGCUUGAAAUUCAGCUACUGGAAAAUUCACUGUCAACGUACAAGCUAGAAAAACAGCUGCUGCAACAGACACACGAAAUCCUGAAAAUUCAUGAGAAAAACAGUUUACUUGAGCACAGAAUUUUAGAAAUGGAAGAACGGCAUAAAGAGGAACUGGACACUUUGAAGGAGGAAAAAGAGAACUUACAGAGCUUGGUCACACGACAAAGUUACAUAAUCCAGGAGCUAGAGAAGCAGUUAAACAAGGCAACAAGCAAUAACAGUGUCCUGCAGAAACAGCAGCUUGAAUUGAUGGAUACAGUUCACACUCUGAUCACCCUCUGUUCUAAGGAAGGAGUUUUACUAAAGAAUGCAAAAAAGGAGGAAGAAAAGCCUUUCCGAGACUGUGCAGAUGUAUACCAGUCUGGUUUUAACAAAAGUGGGGUCUACACUAUUUAUAUUAACAAUGUGUCAGAUCCUAAAAAGGUCUUUUGCAAUAUGGAAAUUGCUGGAGGAGGAUGGACAGUUAUACAGCACCGAGAAGAUGGGAGUCUGGAUUUUCAAAAAAGCUGGAAAGAAUACAAAAUGGGUUUUGGUAGCCCAUCAGGUGAACAUUGGCUGGGAAAUGAAUUUAUCUUUGCAAUAACAAGUCAGAGGCAAUAUUCUCUAAGAAUUGAAUUAAUGGACUGGGAAGGAAACCAGGCAUAUUCACAGUAUGAGAGAUUUCACAUAGGAAAUGAAAAACAGAAUUACAGGCUUUAUUUGAAAGGUCACAGUGGAACAGCUGGAAAACAGAGUAGCUUGAUCUUACAUGGUGCUGAAUUCAGUACAAAAGAUGCUGACAAUGACAACUGCAUGUGUAAAUGCGCUCUCAUGUUGACUGGAGGGUGGUGGUUUGAUGCCUGUGGCCCCUCCAACCUCAAUGGGAUGUUCUACACAGCUGGGCAAAACCAUGGAAAGCUCAAUGGCAUCAAAUGGCAUUACUUCAAAGGCCCCAGCUACUCCUUGCGCUCCACCACCAUGAUGAUUCGACCCUUGGACUUUUAAAGGCAUUCAGUGUUGGAUCCCAGAACACACCAGGGUGACACUGCCUUCAGCAGCACCUCUAGCACAGUCUGAAGGUAAAAGGUGAAGGGCAUUCUUGAAAGCAACAUGUAGGGAUGAUGCAAAGUCUCUUCAUUAUCACAUCAUAAGCUGCAAAACCUCUCCAACAGUCACCCUGCAUUUUGAUAACUAAGAGAAGCUUGGUUUAAGAAGAUGAUGUUCAUCCAAAGAUGAACAACUGGAUCUGGUUAUUCAGUCUGAAUCUGGUGCUUGUCAGUGAGUGUCCUUUCUUUCUUUUUUUUUCAAUAAGAGAUACCAAAAAAACCCCCUAGAUUAUCCAGUAACAGCAUCAGGGUUUGAAGAACUGAAAUAUAUCAACCACAUGCUAUUGAGCAGCAUGUUAUUCAGCAGUGAUAUGCCAACAUUGUAUGCGUGAGAAAGGAUUAUGGAGACAUAAAACUCAUCUAAAGCACCCAAGGUAACCACUCCAAAUACUGUUUUUUUAAAAGAACUGAAUUCAAGUGGUGGAUGGAUUUAUGUUAAACCCAGAGUGAAAUAAUUUGUGUGAAUAUUAUUUUUCAUUAAAUCCUUCAAGGAUAUGUUUCUCAUAAAUAAACUGAGUCAAAUGCAUGAAGAAUGAUAAGGUUAAUAAGCAUAAAUUCUUCAGUUGCUCUGUAAAGGUAAAUCAGAUAAUUGGCAUAAUCCCUGAACUAGGAUUUAUAGUGUGAUAACAAAAGUAGCUGUGUUUUGAGAUUAUUCCCUUCUUUCAUUAAACGAGUCUUGAAUGUCAUGUAGAAAAAUUAAUGGAAGGUUUAAAGAAUGUGAAAUAUUAUCCUAAAGAAAAUAGAGGAUUUUGCAUGGGAUAUUUUAUCAAAAGUACACACGAAAGCAAACUGCUAGGGUAUAUAAAAAUUACAUAAAUACAUAGCUUAAGGCAAUGGAUUCAUUUUACAGUAUCCUUGCAUGUGCGCAAUUUACCAUUAAUUAUUUUACUUUUUAAUAACAUUCUUGUGAAUAUCAGAAGCAUGCCAGUUCUACACAGUGCUUAGGCUACAACUAUAAAAAAUACUCAACAGAAAUGUAUAGAAAAUAAAGAAUUGUGAACCUGUAAAUAGCAUGUUUAUAUUUUCUGUAAUGGUCAUUUAAUUUGUACAGGCAGCCCUGACCCUACUCAAAGGGUGCAAAGCCUCAAAAGGAUAUAAAUAUUAAAAUAACUUUAGAAGAAUGCUUACAGGUUGCUAAUAUGUAAUGUUGUAGUAUUAAAAUACUGCAGAAUUGUGGGGCAGAAUUGUGGGGCAAGAAGCUGAUUGGCCCAUGAGGUUGUAGAUACAGCUUUUAUCAUUCACAGCCCCUGCGAUUUAGACAUACAAAUAAAGUCAAUUUGAGAAAGUAGUUUGCAGUCAUUCUAUUUCUGCUAUAUACAAAAUCAAAAAGUUUACCUUGAUACCAUCAAAAUCAAAAUGUUCUCAUCAGUUAAAUUGGGACCAACAUGACAUGCAAAAUCUGAAUGCAGUGAGGUUUUGGCUUGUCUGUUAGUUGCUUUGUUUCCUUCAUUAAACCGUUCCUGAGACCAGGCACAACAAAGAUCUGAUUCUUUUUUGAAAGAUGUUGAUGAUUACAGAAUAACUGCAUUUUUUUCUUCGUGUUCCUCUUUUUUUUUUUUUCUUUCCUUUAGCAGUUUAUUUCUAUGGAAUACUAAAAACGACUUCGAUUAUUUUAAACACUUCUUAAAGAUCACAAUGCCCCACAGAAUUCUCUGUUUUUGUAACAAUUUGAUGUUUGUUUGGUUUUAAGGGAAGAUAUUUGGGUUUGUGUAUUUGUAUAUAUUUAUAUAUAUAUUUGAAAUAAUCUUGCCUAAGAGUUAAUUUGCUGGUUUCUGCUGAAUAAGUUACCAAACUACUCCUUAGUCAGCAGUUUCUUCACAGAGCUGUUUUGUCUCAGUUUCCAGCAGUUUUUUUUUUUUUAAAUGGUCUUCAUUUAUGUGCAAAAUAUGUGGUCUGUCUUCCUCCAUAUUCUCAAAAGAUAUAUUUUUGCAGGUCUUGAGUUAGGAAUGCCAUUUUUCCAGAUCCUCUUGCAAAAGGCAAAACACGUUUAAAAUCAAAGGCAUGUUAUUUACUGUUUAUUUA